Messenger RNA from Corvus hawaiiensis (hawaiian crow), 2225 nucleotides. RefSeq names its product mas-related G-protein coupled receptor member H-like. Gene Ontology annotation, cellular component: membrane. Gene Ontology annotation, molecular function: G protein-coupled receptor activity. Bases 771 to 1415 code for a protein of 214 amino acids. NCBI's taxonomy places the organism in Eukaryota, Metazoa, Chordata, Aves, Passeriformes, Corvidae. The record is from RefSeq and is a predicted model, not a curated record. Gene Ontology annotation, biological process: G protein-coupled receptor signaling pathway. The transcript is spliced from 3 exons.
AUGGAGAGCAUGGAUGAGGAUGGGAUGGGGAUAGGAUGAGGAGCAGCUCAGUUGUGCUUCCUUGGGGGAAGUUUUGGCAAAGAUCCCGGAGCUCUUCCCAGAAUGGGAGGUGCUUCUGACAAGCAGCCAGCUGCCUCACCAGCACUGCCAGCAUUCCAGUGCCACCAGCCUCCCCUGCUGCUGGAUGGACCAUGACCCCUCAGGGAAGUGAAAUGAGUAAUGGUAGGAGCCUGUCGGGAGAGGGAAGGCAGUCGGAGAAUGGGACAUUCUGCAGGGAAGAAGUGUUUCUAACCAGGAGGAAAGGAGGAGCCAUUUGCAAAAUUGUUCAUGUGGAGCUUCUGACAAAAGCCACUUCCUCUGUAGCAAAAAAACCCCAAGACAAAUAACUCCGAGGAACUGGAGCUCUGACGUAGCCAAAGUCACAAUAUCUGACUCCCCCGUGACUCCACCCAGCCUGGGAGAAAAACACGAGGACAGGGCACAGAGAGGAGCUGGUGGGACAGCAUGGGCACCUCCUGGUGAUCUGGGCACUUUCUCCUUCGUGUUCCUGAGCUGGGAGGAGCCGCUUUAGGAUGUGGAUCCCAAAGGAGCAAGGGGUGCCAGGAAGCGCCGCUGAUGGGGACAGAGCCCCUGUGCCUGCUGCUGCCCCACACUGAACAGGGAGCUGCUGAGGAGCCGCUUGGUCCAUCCCUGGAUUCUCCAAGCACUGACUGCCCAUCCACUCUGACCACAGCCGAGGCCACAUCCCAGCGCCUGCCCAGCGUCCAUCCAUGGAGGUGUACGUGAGCUUCCUUUUCCAGCUCUCCAUGGUCUCCUACUACUGGGGGCUGUUCCGGCUGACACGCAUCACCGUCAUAUGGGACGUGAACAAGCUCUGCCGGCUCGGCUGCCGCUGCAACUUUCCCCAGCGCCUGCUGUGGGCACUUGACAGUGUCCAAUUCUGGGCCUUCUUCGCUCUCUUCACUGUCAUUCCCACAGUGACAUACCUGUGCCCAUCACAAGAGCAGGAGCACUGCCGGGUGGUUCUCAUCUCCAUGUUUGCCGUCAUCCUGCUCAUCUUUGCUGCCCCCGUGGUCAUCACCCGCACAAUCGACAUCGUUAAAGCCAAGUGUGGCUCCCGGCAGCAGCAACCCAAGAGGCGCGACAUCGUUAUCUUCCUCAUUGUGCUCUUCACUCUCUUCCUCAGCCUCUGGAAUUUCCUGCAGCAGCUCGGUUACAUCGCUGUGUCCUCCCAGGUUGUUUUUCUGCUCGCCUGCAUCCACAGCACCAUCAAACCCUUCAUCUACUUCCUGGCAGGGAGGUGCUGGAGCUCCUGCUCCGUGGGGUCCCUCCGGCUCUUGCUCCAGAGGGUCUUUGAGGAGCAGAAAGACAAAAUUGCUGGCAGCAAGGAUACCAACAGGAACACGGGGGUCUGAGCCUGUUGAUCCCUUCCCCUGCGCUGCUGAAGAACCCCAGGGCAGUGACUGAGGGAUUCCUUGAGCCAACUGAUCAAUAAAUAUCCACGAGAUCACCCUCCCUGGUGUGGUUUAUUCCUGCAGGAGAAGGGAGCAGGGGCAGUGCCACGGGCAAUGUGGGAGGGAUGCUCUGCAGGGAGCACACAGGAGCAUGGAUUUCCUCCUCCCUCCCGGCUCCACGUGGCUCCAAGCAGUGCAGCCGGGCUCAGUCCUGUUCCCUGGCUCUAUUCCCCAUGGAAUGACCCUCAUUGCCUGGGCCUCCGUGUUAUAAAGGUAUAGUCAUGUUGGCUUUUUGCAUGUUACUUAAUGUUGGAGAAACUUUGCCUAGGUUCUAUGAUGUAAUGCAUGGUAUAGAAUGUCUACUGUUUAUGUAGUCAGUUUGGAGAAGGUGGGCAGAGAAAGAGAAUCUUCACAUUCCUGGAGUAUCUUAUCAGAGAAGAAGAACACCCGAAACCAGAGAGAAGAAUUGAUGGAGGGAGCAGAGACAGAAUGGAGCCAAGGAGGAAGAUAAGGCUGAUAGGAUGAUACUUAGAAACUCCAAAGAAUUCAUGAAUUAUGCAUGCUGGUGAUGAAUAUGCAAUAAGCGAUGCACUUUUGAAGACGAUCUUUUGGAUGCAGAGGUGUGCCUUUGGCUCUGCCAAAGCACCUGGCCAUAAUACCCUUUUUGCGGUUGUCUCCUAAUUGCCCUUUUAUUAAAUUUUUCUUAAGAUUUUACAAAGUGAACCUUGUUUAUCUCACCAGGGAAUAAACUCCUUCUCCUUUGGCUCAGCA